CUUCCGUGUGUUCGUAUAACCUCAGUGCAGAAGCAGUAUCAUUCAUUGUCAAUUAAUUGUUAUUAAACUUCUUAUAAAUACCCGAUCAAACCAGAGUAAACCAAGAGAUAAAAAAGAUGUCAUCCUGGAAGAAAGCCGCAAAAUCAGUCCAAAAAACCCACCGCGAGCGUCACCAGCCCGAGUCCCGCCAGCACCUGGGUCUCCUGGAGAAGAAAAAAGACUACAAGCUCCGUGCCAACGAUUACCACGAGAAACAAUCGACACUAAAGCUCUUGCGAAAGCGUGCACUCAACAAGAAUCCCGAUGAGUUCCACUUCCACAUGAUAAACUCAAAAAUCAAGGAUGGAGUGCACAGGGAGAAAGACAAACCGGACGAGCACACCCCAGAGCAGAUAAAACUUAUGGAAACUCAAGAUCUAAAAUACAUAGCGUACAAACGUCAUCUAGAGAGUGUUAAAAUAAAUAAAUUGCAGAGCCAGCUGCACAUGCUGGACGCUGUCAACGAGACUAAAAAUAAGCACAUUUUCUUCGUCGAUGGUGGAGAAGAAGCCAGGAACUUUGAUCUCGCCAAAAGGCUCGACACGCAUCCUGACUUGAUCGAUCGCAAGAUAAACAGACCGAGAUUGUCGAAACUCCAGGACAUGAAGCUCCCUGAUGUCGAUGAUAAGGUGCUCGCCAAGAUUGAGCAGCAGAAGCACAUGGCGUACGUGGAACUGAGGAAGAGGGUUGAUCGUGAACGAGAGUUGAUGGUCGUUCAGCAGAAGCUCGAGGUUCGUAGGGCCCUGAAGAACAAGGGGGUGGAGAAGCCCAAGGUUGUGAGGCAAGGCACCAAGGAGGCUGCACCCAUUUAUAAGUGGAAAUUGCAACGCAGUCGAUGAUUAUCUAAGUUUAAUAAAGGGGAUUAUAACAAUUUUCAGGAAAAAUAACAGAUUUUUUAUUGUUUCUUCAUUCUUUGACA
Messenger RNA from Diachasma alloeum, 958 nucleotides. Its product is annotated as probable U3 small nucleolar RNA-associated protein 11. The record is from RefSeq and is a predicted model, not a curated record. The transcript has 2 exons. NCBI's taxonomy places the organism in Eukaryota, Metazoa, Arthropoda, Insecta, Hymenoptera, Braconidae. Gene Ontology annotation, biological process: rRNA processing. Gene Ontology annotation, cellular component: nucleolus; small-subunit processome. The coding region runs from base 117 to 878 and encodes 253 amino acids.